CAAAUGCUGUCAUGCCGCUGCCAUGCCAGCCGGCGGCCCGGAGCCGGCCGCUGGUUACGACGUGGUGCCCGAUCCGUCGCCUUCUACGCGUAGGACUCGCAUCGCUGCUACCCCUGAUUGUCCUGCUAAUCUUGGCCGGCCGCAGUCGUGCUGCGGCUUCCUCGCAGCCCGCGACCCGUUACGCCUCGCGCAUCGUCGAGACCAAGAGCGGACAAAUACGUGGAAUACUUCAGGAAUUGAACAGCCGGCACUUAGACCCUGUGGAAGUGUUCCGCGGGAUACCUUACGCUGCGCCUCCCAUAGGAGAUUUAAGGUUUCGACCUCCGAUUUCGCCGAUACCUUGGAACGGUGUCAAGCUGGCAGACACCUUCGGCGCGGUGUGCCCGCAGAAUUAUCCGGACCUCACCAAUAACACCGCCGCGCUCUUGCAGAUGCCGCAAGGCAGGUAUCAACAGCUCAAGAAGAUGGUCGUUUUUAUGGCCAACCAGAGCGAGGACUGUCUCUUCCUCAAUCUGUACAUACCCGGAAGCGGAUCUCGAGGACUCGAGGCGCCGUAUGCGGUGAUGGUGUACGUACACGGCGAAAGUUUCGAAUGGGGAUCGGGUAACUUGUACGAUGGAUCGGUCUUGGCGAGCGCCGGCCACGUCAUAGUGAUCACGCUCAACUAUCGUCUCGGCAUCUUAGGAUUCUUGAGGACUCGUCCGUUCCCUGAUCGAACGAGCGGAUCUGGCGGGAAUUUGGCUUUAAAGGACAUCACGAUGGGACUCCGUUGGGUGCGUGAAAAUAUCGGUGCCUUCGGCGGCGAUCCGACCCGGGUAACUCUAAUGGGCCACGAUACCGGAGCGGCGCUGGUGAAUUUGCUAUUGCUCGCUCCUUACAGCAAAGGAUUAUUUCACCGUGUGGUAUUAUCCAGCGGCUCGGCACUAAGUCCUUGGGCCUCAGUGCACGACCCGAACGAUAUCAGGGCGAAGAUCGGAGAACAGAUGGGUUGCUCGACCGAGGGUGACGAAGAUAUAGCUGACUGCCUCCGAGGAGUACCGUUGAAGACCCUCAUGGAGGUGCAAUUACCGGAAAUCAGAUUUGUGCCCCGCAUCGGGCCGGGCCUACCGGUGGAUCAAAACAAUCCCGAUCCGGGUCUGGACAUGGAACGCGCGAGCGAUGCGUUCAUCAAGGUGCCGCUGAUCCUAGGUGUCUCCACGACCGAGUCGAAUCUUGACUUCAACAACAACGACAUACAAUUCGGCUUCGAAGAGGAUCAUCGGAAUCGCAUCCUUCGCACCUUCAUCCGUAACGCCUACAUCUACCAUCUGAAUGAAAUCUUCUCGGCGGUAAGGAACGAGUACACGGACUGGGAUAAGCCGGUACUUCAUCCCAUCAUAAUACGGGACUCGACCAUGGAGGCAUUGAGCGAUGGUCAUACGGUCGCGCCACUCAUGAGAAUCGCCUUCUACCACGCCAGGCGGGGCGCUAAGACGUACUUUUAUCACUUCAAUCAUCAGUCCAAGGACAGCGGUUACGUCCAGCGCCUGGGGAGCGUUCGUGGGGAGGACAUACCGUAUAUUUUCGGACUGCCGUUGGUGGCAGGCGGAGCUUUCUUCCCGCGGAAUUAUUCCCGACAAGACCAGGGCGUUGCAGAGGCCGUACUCACCUUCUUCACCAAUUUCGCCAAGACCGGUAACCCAAACGAACCGCACAAGAUCGAGUCGGUCGACUAUGGCACGCCGAAGGAGAAGACGCGAUUCCGCGGUCUCACAUGGGAACAAUAUGAGACAGGAUCUCAGCAGUAUCUCACGAUAGCAUUGAAACCGAAGAUGAAGAGUCAUUAUCGCGGCCACAAAAUGGCUGUAUGGCUUAAUUUGAUACCGCAACUCCAUCGUCCUGGCGACGAUGACGUUUCAAUGCGGCAUCAUCACUUUCGGGAACGAGGCGAUCAUUAUUACGCAGGACCGGUUCGAGACGAAUGGUACACGCCACUGCCGCUGACGGGCACGACUCGGACGAGUUCUUCCUCAACUACCGCCUGUAGCACAUCUACGGGAGGUGAGGAUAGCCUUAUCGAGGAUAUUACUCCGAUUCUCGAUGAUUCCGAGGACGAUGCCGAGCUGCUGCAGAGACUGGCGUCUCGACAUUACUACAGCACGACCACUGCCCUGGGGAUUACCGUAGGCGUCGGUUGCAUCCUUCUGGUUCUGAAUAUGCUGAUCUUCGCUGGCAUUUAUUAUCAGCGGGAUCGCGACAAGAAACGUGCCGCCAUGGACUGUAGACCGAAUGGACAGGAGUCUCUGCCGAUGACCACAAGGACGUCCAUGAAGCCCUCCGAUAAACCGCGACCUGCUCAAGAGCCACCCCCCUCGUACACAACUCUCGCGAGAAGUCCUUCCAUCCAGGAACAGCAGCAGCUCACGCCGGCCCAGGAAGGCCUGCAAGACAGCGAGCAGUUGAGGAAAGAAUCGAGAUCCGGUCAUGGGACCAGCGGCAAGGACGCGAUCCCUCCGAAACCGCCCACCAGGACCACCAGUUCGCUCACCACUGCCGGCAAUACCAACACUAUUAAGAAACGCGUGCAGAUACAAGAGAUAUCCGUAUAGCAUUAGGGGUUGCCCCCGGAGGGCAACGCGCGGACGAAGCGAGUGACCUUUAUGGACUCGGAAAAGGCCACCACGGAGUCUAGAUUUUAAACGAUAUAUUCUCUUAAUUGAACGGUGCGUCAAUCGAGGGAAUUUUUCAUUUAUCGCGAUCUUUUAUGCAGGGUGUAUUGUGUGUGAAUUGUGGUUAAAAACGUGGUCAACGUAUACAGCGCGUCUGGACUUUAGCCGUUACUACUGAAAAUGGUCGAUUGUUGUCGACUCUUACUACUUGCAGUGCGACAUGACUGACUAUAUAGCGCGGUCGCGCUACUGAAUUCUGUUAUUACUGCUAAAUUGCGCCUGACUGUUACUACUACUUGUGACCGGUUCUUUCUACUGGUAGGAAUGUAAGAUUGCACGUGAUCGUUAUUUCUAAUAGAGACGUGGAUUGUACGUAGUUGCUAUUUAUAAUGAAACGGAAUAUUCUUUGUUGUUUUUAAGAAAGUGAUUGCUAAAGUACUCCUCGUGACUAUAUUACAGGUAUAUAUAUCAGGUGCUCGCAAAGUAUUUUAUUCAAAGGACAUUUUUGCAAUUGUCUUCAAUCGACACGACGUUUCCUAGCCAUUCAAUUCAUCGGAAUAAAUAUAUUGAUUCUCUCAGAGACUGUGGCAAAUAGGUGGCCUUAAGCAUCACUACAGUAUAUAAGGGAAACGUGUCGGUAUUUUCGAUAUCAUAGAAAAAGAGCGCCUGACUAGGAAAUAUUGAAACGUAUAAUGAAAUUCUUAAGAAGCUCUAAAUUGAAUUCUUUGUUAAAAAGUAAUUAUACGUAUAAGAAUACCGGGUACGGAUCGAUGCGCGGUAAUCGACGACGACAAUGACGAAUCCGAUCUAAAAGAUCUCGAAACGGAAUCGGAAUACCAAAGCCCUGUACACGAUCGCAUACCAGUCUCCUCGACGACUGCUUUGUAAAGCAUCGAUUGGAAGGAAGAGGCACUCGAUUCGAAACGGAUCAAACGGAUUGGAUGCGAUAAGCGUCUGUUAUUCGCAAGCGAAACGAAUACGAUGUACGCGGAAGUACCAUUCGUAAAGUGAAAGUGUCGUUUCCGCCUUUGCAACACCUGGCAACACAUAUAGCUAAGCUAUACAUCCUUCGAGAAACGUGUAAUUUCGAUCCUGCCGAGGAGAACGGCUUACUUAAUAGCGCUCGCGAGUGCUCGCCAAGUUUACUCGAGCGGAAAGCGCAAUUCUCCAACCGCGUUACCUGUCGCGCAAGUGCACAAUUACGAGUGCAUUCGACGGAGGUAAAGCCGUAGAACGGCAUCGGGAGUACGAGAGACUACGACCGAGCAAUGCGACGACUUUCGAGAGGGCGGACUCGACCUUCCGCUGAGUGUUCUUCUCGUAGAGAAUAGUCCGACAGUCACAAGUAUCGUACCACCACGAAAUUGCGGCUAGAACUCUUCAUCGUGAUGAUAUAUACGCGUUCUGUAAAACCACUUCCACUUACGGUACGUUUCUUGUUCGAGAACCUCGAAAUUUCGCGAUUGACAGUACAUCUCGUAUAUUCUUUUCUACUUUGACAUACAAAACAAGGUACGAAUAUUAAUACCGUAUA
Molecule: messenger RNA, 4182 nt
Organism: Cyphomyrmex costatus
Lineage: Eukaryota; Metazoa; Arthropoda; Insecta; Hymenoptera; Formicidae
Gene: NLG-5
Product: neuroligin 5
Exons: 9
Coding region: 12-2588 (858 amino acids)
Source: RefSeq, a predicted model, not a curated record